CUCCGUGAAACCGCGACCUAGGCCGUACAUCUGGGUCGGCAUCGUCGCCGUCAUCCUCGCUUGACUAACAAGCACCGCUAGAGAUAGUGCUACAAUGCAUCCUAGUUGUAGUUCGCGAGUGCCAUCAACGUCGUAGUGUCCCAUUACCUCCUGAAGUAGAGUGACAACCUGAAUCCCGGGAGCUUUGAAGUUGCCGCCGAGAGCGCGUUUUGUUUAACGUUUAAUUAUUGACGCAGCUCGCCGUGAACGCCGUGUACCGAAAAGUGCAUUCACUAAUUAAUUGAUUCGAAUUUGGGAAAGACGGAGGGCUCCGGCUGGCUUAAAUUUGAAGGGUGGCAAGAGACAGUGUUGAGCAGCAACAAUAGUGAGUGCAAAUUAAAAUGAAGGACUCGACGCUGAAGCAACAUAAUGGCAAGGAUCCGGUGGCCAAAGGCGAACUUUCCGGGGCCGCUGGGGUUACGACGGUUGAGUGCGGAGGACCGGCGGACUUCGAAACUGCCAUCGCUGCAACGGGCUACGGCAAGUUCAACUUCCUGCUGCUGCUGGUGGCACUGCCCUGUUGCAUGUGCACCGUAUUUGAAACGACCACCAUCUCGUACGUGCUUCCGAGUGCCGAGUGCGAUCUGCAUCUGUCGCUCGUCGACAAGGGAACCCUGAAUGCGGUCACCUAUGGGGGAAUGAUCUCAUCGGCCUUCCUCUGGGGCUUCCUCUCGGACAUGUACGGACGGAAGCGGCUGCUGGUGUACGGCUUCUUCCUCGACGGGGCCUUCAGUGUGCUCUGCGCCAUCAGCCAGAACGUGGUCGCUAUUAUGAUCUUCAAAUUCAUGGGCGGAUUUGUCAUAUGUGGUCCGUUCGCCGUGCUGAUGGCCUAUCUGUCCGAGUUCCACAGCCUGGAGCAUCGAUCCCGGGUGAUGAUACUGGUUGGCAUCUACUACAGCAUCGCGAAUGUCCUACUGCCCUCGUUGGCCUGGAUCAUCAUCCCGCAGGAGUGGGGCUUUACGCUGUUCGGCGGAACAUUCGCCAUCCACACCUGGCAGAUCUUCCUGGCCGUAUGCUGCGUGCCGAGUCUUCUCAGCGGCGUCCUCGUGAUGUUCCUUCCGGAGAGCCCCAAGUUUUUGAUGGCCAAGGGACGCAACCAGCAGGCGAUGGCCGUAUUUCAUCGUCUGUACGCACUCAACACCGGACGCAGCCCGCACGAGUAUCCGAUUAAAGAGCUGGUGGAUGAAACCCAAAGCGGGGGCGACCAGGGUGGUGCAGAAAAAGUGACAACCGGUACCGGUGGCGGUGGAGGUGGUGGCAGUGGUUUCCACACUGGAUUGCAGCAAAUUCUGACUAUGUUCCGGAAACCGCACCUGAGGAACUCCCUGCGGGCGUACGGCAUUCAGUUUGGAAUUUUGUUCGGGCUCAACACGUUCCGCCUGUGGAUGCCCCAGCUGUUCACCAUCAUCGAAGAGUACGAAAUGGAUGCGGCCAGCUUGUACGGUUCCGCCCACGAUGGUUCCCUCUGUGACAUGUUGGCCUACAAAGUGAAUAAAUCGAAUGCUCUACUCUUGAAUGGUGCUGGGGCUGGUGGGGUGUCUUCGACCCCGCUCCAGAAUAUGGCCGGAGGCGGCGGCGGUGGCAGCGGAAGCUUUCUCAUCGGUACGGACGACCCGAACGUGCUGGACAUGAACAAAGUCAUCCUAUGCGAGGCGACAAUCGAGGGAGACAUGUAUCUUAACUCAUUAAUCAUCGGUUCCGUCGGUGUGUGUGCCUACAUGGUGACCACUGUGUUGAUUAAUGCCAUCGGCAAUCGGAACAUUCUCGUGUUCGGCUUACUCGCAUCCGGAGCGACCGGUCUGCUGCUGUACUGGUCCAAAAGCUCGCUAGCCAUACUGGCCCUGUCGUCGAUUUACAUCACCGCGGCUAGCCUGGGAUCGACGGCUCUGGUGGGAUCCGUCGUGGCCAUAUUCCCCACUUCGAUGCGAACCAUGGUCGUUUCGCUGACAAUGAUGUUCGGCCGGACCGGAUCCAUCAUCGGCAAUCUGCUGUUUCCCUAUCUAAUGUCCCUCGGCUGUUGGCCGCCGUUUGUCAUGAUUGGCAGCGUACAGAUCGUUGUUGCACUGGCCGCACUAACCAUUCCCAGGACACUGAGGAAACCACUGCAGUGAGCGGCUGUAAGCGCAGUAGCUUUAUGCGGAGACAAUUAGAUCGACUGAAUGAUAGCUGAAUGUAAAGGUGCCCAGCAGUGGCUGGGAGGAUUUUAACGCAGGACAGGAGUUUAAUCGAGUGAGAGUGAUAAGUUUAAUU
Molecule: messenger RNA, 2289 nt
Organism: Ochlerotatus camptorhynchus
Lineage: Eukaryota; Metazoa; Arthropoda; Insecta; Diptera; Culicidae
Product: synaptic vesicle glycoprotein 2B-like
Exons: 11
Coding region: 381-2150 (589 amino acids)
Biological process (GO): transmembrane transport
Cellular component (GO): membrane
Molecular function (GO): transmembrane transporter activity
Source: RefSeq, a predicted model, not a curated record